Molecule: messenger RNA, 756 nt
Organism: [Candida] anglica
Lineage: Eukaryota; Fungi; Ascomycota; Pichiomycetes; Serinales; Debaryomycetaceae
Source: the annotation of a GenBank genome assembly
AUGGCUACUGCUGACGCUAAAAAUCCACCCAACGUCCCUAGCGGUUGGGUGGCCAAAUAUGAUGAACAAUACAAGACUUAUUUCUAUGUCGAAUUGAGCACCAAGAAGUCUCAAUGGGAAGCUCCUGCUGGUACCACUUUUGGCGCCACUACUGAUGUCCCACCACCGGCCUAUGCUCCGGAGGAAUCUAAGAAACAGCAACCACUGCCACUGCCUCUGCCAUCGCAGCAACUGCAGGGAGACAAAGGCUUGUUUAGCAGACACCGUCCUCAACAACAAGGUUAUCCACCUCAACAACAAGGUUACCCACCUCAGCAACAAGGUUACCCACCUCAGCAACAAGGUUACCCACCUCAACAACAAGGGUACCCACCACAGCAACCUGGUGGGUAUGGAGGAUACCCACCACAAGGAGGUGGUUACGGAGGAGGUUAUCCACCUCAAGGAGGAUAUGGGGGAUACCCACCACAAGGAGGAUAUGGUGGAUACCCACCUCAACAACAACAGUACUACCAACAACAACAAUACCAACAACAAAGGCCUAGUAGAUUUGGAGGAGGCGGUGGUGGUAUGGGAAUGGGUGGUGGUAUGGCCAUGGGUGCCUUGGGUGGUCUUGCAGGUGGUAUGCUUUUAGGAAACAUGAUGGAACAUGGACAAGAAGAUGCAUACAGAGAGGGCUACCAAGACGGUAAUAAUGACGAUUAUGGUGGAGGCGAUUAUGGUGGAGGUGAUGAUUUCGGAGGUGGUGACUUUUAA